AUGCCAUCUGGAGCAGUUCAACAACCUACAUCAAGUCUUUCGAGUGGAAGAUUUUCAUCAAAUAAUCUACCUACUGCUCUGUCACAGCUAUCUCAUGGAAGCUCUCACGGACAUUCAGGAGUCAACAGUAGAAGAGGAUUGAGAGUAUCCCCAAUUUUGGGAAAUGCAGGUCCGAGGAUAACAAGUUCGAUGGGAAGCAUGGUUGCUUGGGGAAACAUUGGGAGGAUAAGCUCUGUAGGAUUGUCCAUUCCUGGUCUUGCUUCACGUCUAAAUUUAAAUGGAAGCAGCGGAUCUGGUGGCUUAGGCGUGCAAGAACAAAAUCGAUUGAUGAGUGGCGUGCUUCCUCAAGAUGAGAUGACAUAUGUGAAUCUUCUAUUGAAUCCUGAAAGAUAUACCGGUUACACUGGUCCAUCUGCAAGAAGGAUAUGGGAUGCUGUCUACUCUUAG
This is a messenger RNA of Lathyrus sativus (Indian pea), 447 nucleotides long. The record is from the annotation of a GenBank genome assembly. NCBI's taxonomy places the organism in Eukaryota, Viridiplantae, Streptophyta, Magnoliopsida, Fabales, Fabaceae.